GAUUGGCUGACACCGGUUCACGUAGAGACAGCUUGCCAGUCAGCUGGAGGGUUUAAAGAGAAUAUCGGUUGUUUUUCUCACUCUGUGCUGCCUGUUUCCGGCGAGCUGGAGGCGGUUCUUUAUGUGUUUAGCCUGUUGAAAAUAUUUGGUGUAUAAUUUUUUGGAAAGCAGGAAUGUAACGUUCCUACCAGCCAGUAACCAGAGGUGACGCUGUCGUCGCUCCCUCCAUCAGCUCCUCACCCUGGCUCCGCUUGGCUUCCUGUCUGGAGGUUGUGUUGAGGCGGAGCUCGAUGCUCGGAGCGGGGCAGACCUAGCGGGGUGGAUCCAGGAGGAGAUGUCACAGCGGGGAUGCCUCUCCUUGGAGACGCUCCUGUAGUCUGUGGGAUACCGGAGCGCUCACCGCACGCAGGGGACCUCCAGAGCCGCAGCCUAACAAGCAGUGACCCAUUUAUGGAUGGUGGGGCCGCAGCAUGCCCACCCCCUCAACUACCGCUACGUCGCUGGCUGGAGGGAGCAGCAGCAGCGCCGGAGGAGAGGAGGAGCCCAUGCCCGCCGCUGCUGGCUCCUCUUCCCGGGUCGUCCCGGCUUUCUGCCUGGGUGUGGUGGCGGCAGUGGCGUUUCAGCUGGCCUGGGGAGGCCUGACUCUCACCUCCUUCCUGCUCAAGCUCUUCAUCUAUGUGUCCUUCGCCCUGCUGUGCUUCCUGGCCGGGAGCUUCGUUCUCCUGGUCAGAAAGAGCCCUCUGAAAGUCAGCUGCUUUGACCGAAACAGCAGAGAGUCAGCUGCUCGACUGGAGGUCCUCAACAGGCUGAUGGCCAAGUUUCUGGUGCCUGCGCAGGACUCGAGUCAGAGCAGAAGAGUGGUGGUGUCGCACAACGUAGAUAAAGCCCUGAAGGAAGUGUUCGACUAUGCCUACAGAGAUUACAUCCUGUCCUGGUACACCCCCCUGAGUCGUGAUGAAGGCCAGCUGUACUCCAUGCUGCUGGAGGACUGGUGGCAGAUGAUUGGCCAGUUAAGAUCCCGGCUCGCUGACAUCGAUGUAGUCAACGUAGUGUGCUAUGACAGCGUGCGCAUCCUUCAUACCCACUUCACCGACCUGAAGGCUGCAUCUGGAAGACCAGAGGAAGUUGCUCGUCCGUUUCCUCUCCACCCCUGCCUGGUCAGCCCCGACUCAGAGAUGGCCUUCCUCCGGUGUGUAGCGAGAAUCCUGCUGCUCUGUCUGCUGCCGCAGAAGGACGCCAAGUCGCACACGCUACGCUGCUGCCUCACCGAAGUUAUAACGACCAAAGUGUUGAAGCCUCUGGUGGAGGUGCUCAGUGAUCCAGACUCCAUUAACAGGAUGCUGCUGUCUCAGCUGGAGCAGAGGGAGCAGCAGGCGGAGCAGCAGAAAAAAGCCUACACCUACGCUGCCUCCUAUGAAGACUUCAUCAAACUGAUAUCAACUUCGUCUGAUGUCAAUUUCCUCAAGCAACUCAGGUAUCAGAUAGUGGUAGAAAUCAUCCACGCCACCACCAUCAGCAGCUUGCCUCAGCUCAAGAAGCAAAAGGAGCGCAAAGGUAAAGAGUCUGCAGCCAUGAAGGCCGACCUGCUGAGGGCCAGAGACAUGAAGCGCUACAUCAAUCAGCUGACUGUCGCCAAGAAACAGUGUGAGAAGCGCAUCCGCCUGCUCGGGGGGCCCAACUACGAGAACAGCGAGGAAGGAGGAGCCGACGAAGGCGACGAACCGCAGAGUCAGAGGAUCCUCCAGUUCGAUGAGAUUUUGUGUGACGCCGGCUACAGAGAGCAUUUUAGAGUUUACAUGGAGAGAGUGGAUAAGAGAGCUCUGAUAAGCUUCUGGGAACUGGUGGAAACGCUGAAAACUGCCAAUAAGAAUGAAGUUCCCCAAAUCGUGGGUGAAAUCUACCAGAAGUUCUUUGUGGAGAGCAAAGAGAUUCAGGUGGAAAAGUUUCUUCUGAAGGAGAUCCAGCAGAGUCUGGUGGGAAACAGGGGGACCGAGGUGUUCGUCAGGCUGCAGGAGCAGGUGGCCGAGACGAUGAGGGAGCGCUACUACCCCUCCUUCCUGGUGUCUGACCUCUAUGAAAGGCUGAUCAGACGAGAUGAGCCCCGCAGCCAAUCACAGUGCAGCCCAGAGGAGAAAGGCGAAGGGUGUCAGGGGCUGGAUGCAGGAGAGGUGUGUGAUGAAGGCACUAAAGGAAUCAAUGAGCAAGCCAGCUAUGCUGCUACCAAACUACGGCAGCUUUAUGACAAACUGGAAUACAAGCGCCAGGCCCUGGGCUCUAUCCAGAAUGCACCAAAGCCAGACAAGAAGAUAGUGAGCAAACUAAAGGAGGAGAUUGGAGCCAUGGAGAAGGAGCACAGUGAACUCCAGCAGCACAUCACCAGGACUGACUGGUGGUGUGAGAACCUGGGCCACUGGAGGGCGAACAUCACCGCUGCUGAGGCUGCAGAAGAAGGAGGAGAGACUGUAGCUUCUUACAGCGUCUGCGUUUGCCUGAUGGAAGGAGAGGAAAUGGCCCACAGCCGCUGGAGCGUCCAGAGGAAGCUCACUGAAUUCCAGAUGCUGCACCGCAAACUGACCGAGUGUUUUCCGUGUUUGAAGAAACUCCAGUUACCGUCACUUAGUAAACUUCCCUUCAAAUCCAUCGACCAGAAGUUCUUAGAGAAGAGUAAAACCCAGCUCAAUGCCUUCCUCCAGCGGCUGCUGACAGAUGAGCGACUGUGCCAGUCAGAGGCGCUCUACGCCUUCCUAAGCCCGUCUCCAGAGCACCUCAAAGUGAUGUCCAUUCAGAAGAAGUCCUCUUUCUCUUUGGCCUCCUUUCUGGAGAGGUUACCUGGAGACUUCUUCUCCCACACCGAGGAGGACGGCGACGAUGACAGCGACCUUUCAGACUACGGUGACGAAGCUGACGGGCGCAGAAACGCUCUGGCCGAACCCUGCUUCAUGCUGAUCGGGGAGAUCUUUGAACUGAGAGGAAUGUUUAAGUGGGUGAGAAAGACUCUAAUUGCACUAGUCCAGGUUACGUUCGGACGAACUAUCAACAAACAGAUCCGGGACACUGUGAACUGGAUCUUCUGCGAGCAGAUGCUGGUGUGUUACAUCACGGUGUUCAGGGACACCUUCUGGCCUGAUGGGAAGCUGGCGCCUCACGGGAAGGUCCGGACAGAUCCGGAACGGAGCGAAACCAAGGAGCGUGCUCAGCAGAAACUAUUGGACAACAUUCCAGAUGCACUGGCAAACCUGGUUGGCCAGCAGAACGCUCGCUUUGGAAUCAUCAAGAUCUUCAAUGCUCUGCAGGAGGCCAACGCCAACAAACAUCUGAUCUACGUGCUGAUGGAAAUGUUCUUGAAGGAGCUGUGUCCUGAACUGAGAGCAUCGGUAGAAAACAUGUGAGCACAACCAGCAGAGGAACAGGGGCUCCAUCUGCAGCCGACCAAUCACUGAUCAUCGCUGAUGGAGGACGCUGAUCCUACCUGGAACAGAUGGCCGAACAACUUUUAAUUUCUGAAAUCACCUCACACUAUCUUACGUUUGUUUAGUUGUUUUCUGUGGACACAGACAUUCCAAAUCAAAACUUAAGUGAAUGAGAAGGGAUCUGUUGUCGCGGUUUGAGUCUCUGAGGUUACAGUUUGGACAGCAGCAGAGAUUUGAAGCUGACCGGAUCGGACCGGAUCGCCGGCGGAGCCACAGACCUCCUAACAUUCCUACACAGCCUGAGCAACAACACCGUGUUCUGUGGUUCUUCUGGACACUUCUGAUUGUGCAAUAUAAUUUCACGUGACUGUCGUUGUGAUGAUUUUAUUUAUGAUUGUUAUUGAUAGAUUUUAUUUUUACCAAGAAAUUGUUUAGGAAGCGUUUAUAUGAGCAAUAAAUCACAAACAAAUGUU
Cyprinodon variegatus (sheepshead minnow) is the source of this 3883-nucleotide messenger RNA. It is a transcript of the gene snx25, whose product is annotated as sorting nexin 25. The record is from RefSeq and is a predicted model, not a curated record. Gene Ontology annotation, molecular function: phosphatidylinositol binding. Gene Ontology annotation, cellular component: early endosome membrane; intracellular membrane-bounded organelle. Bases 471 to 3389 code for a protein of 972 amino acids. Lineage: Eukaryota; Metazoa; Chordata; Actinopteri; Cyprinodontiformes; Cyprinodontidae. The transcript has 22 exons.